Molecule: messenger RNA, 921 nt
Organism: Paramecium pentaurelia
Lineage: Eukaryota; Ciliophora; Oligohymenophorea; Peniculida; Parameciidae
Source: the annotation of a GenBank genome assembly
AUGAUAAAAUUAUCAAGCUUUAUAUAUUUAUUGGUUUCCUAAAUACUAUGUUUAGAUUAAUGGUAAUGUACAUGUGAAUAGUUAAUGACAGAAUUUGAUUGUAUGACAUAGUAAAAAAAUAGAUUUAGAUUGGGAGAGAUUGAUUAAUCAUCUAUUUGCUUUUGGUAUUAAGAAAAAUGUUAAAAUUUAAUGAAUUAUUUAUCUGAUGUUAGUUGUACUAGUUUAAACAACUAAGAAUGUUCAUUUGUAAGUGAAAGUCUAUUUACAAUAAAUCCAGUUUGUGCUUGGUAUUAUAAAGCAGAUGGUGGAUAAUGUACUAAAUUUACAAGGUGUUAAGAUUAUAAAUACUAAUCUGAACUUAUAGCUGAAGUAGAAUGUUCAAAUCUUGGAUGUAACAGAAUUAAAAAUUAAUGUUCAUUUGAUUAUAGAGGAAGAUAAGAAUAAUAUUGUUCAGAAAUUGGAGAUUAAAAGACUUGUGAUAUCACUUUUUUAAAGGAUAAACUAACAAUAUGUUAAUGGAAUACAAGUACUAAGAAAUGUGGAGGUUUUAAUUUUGAAUAAUGUUCUGAUUUAACAACUGAAUAAAACUGUGAUUUUGCAAAUACUUUUUGUAAAUGGAAAGAUUAAUUAUGUAUAGAAAGAGUAUGUGGAGAUAAAGAAUUAGAAUAUAAAUCAGGCAGUUAAAUUUGUAUAUCAUUUUAUAGUUUGACAAAUAAAAAGUAUAUGUAAUGUGUAGAAAAUAAUAAUGGAGACUGUAUUGAAAGUGAUCCAGAAACAUUACUUCCAUAUCAAUGUAAUUAUUUUAGUAGACUUACUUAUUUAUGGAAUACAACUACAUCUUCUUGUACUCCAUGCUUAUAUGUUGGUUAAAGUGAUAUAAUCAAAGUUGCCAUAAUUAUUUUAUUUGUCAUUUUUUUAUGA